This is a messenger RNA of Chenopodium quinoa (quinoa), 973 nucleotides long. Its product is annotated as stigma-specific STIG1-like protein 3. NCBI's taxonomy places the organism in Eukaryota, Viridiplantae, Streptophyta, Magnoliopsida, Caryophyllales, Amaranthaceae. The record is from RefSeq and is a predicted model, not a curated record. The coding region runs from base 330 to 851 and encodes 173 amino acids. The transcript has a single exon.
UUUAUUUAAUUAAUCAACUCCUGAACUUACAAAGAAUAUCUUUGAAAAGUAUAGUCACCUCCUUAAUUUAGAAUAAAAACCUCCUCAUUAGAUUAUACCACACUUCAUGCAUCCUUCCCCACAAAAUCACCCUACAACGUUAACUCAUUUUUUUUAACCACAAUUUUCGCGUCAACUCUUUCCUUUAUUCCCUCUAUAAACCCCUUCUUCUCUUCAAACCAUUCUUACCUCCCCUCUAACCCUUUAAAAGUUCAUAAGCUAUCAUAACACAAAUAACAUAAAACUUACAACCCUUAUCAUAACCCCUUUUGUUGACAUUUUGUUUCAAAAUGUCGACAACGAUGAUUCGAAGGACUAUCAAGGCAAUAGCCUUGGUAGCAAUCACCUUGGCAAUGGUCAUGGCAAUAAGCUCCAUCAAUUUUAGCAACCAACAACGCGAGCAAACCUUUGCUCGCGAUGCAGGAUAUGUUGAUGACCAUGUUGAAGAACAAGCCGAGGAUGAUCACUUGUUACUCCCCUCUAAGAGGGUGAGCCGGUUCCUAGGUGAAGGUAACACUGAUGAUUUUCAACUCCAUGGAAGAAUCUUAAAGCCCGCGGAUCAUUGCCACAAGGAUUACGAGGUUUGUGACAUAAGGUAUGGUAAGGACUUUACUUGUUGUGGAAACAAGUGUUUCGAUCUCACCAUUGAUAAGAAGCAUUGUGGAUCUUGCCAUAACAAGUGUAAGUUCACGCAUGAUUGUUGCGACGGAAAGUGUGUAGACAAAACCUAUGACAAGAGGCAUUGUGGGAGAUGCAACUACAAGUGCAAGGAAGGACAAUAUUGUGUGUAUGGGAUGUGUGACUAUGCUUGAUUGAUUUAUAUCCCAUUUUGAGUCAUUAUUUAUUUGAGGUUUGUCAUAUUUAUUUAUCAAGUAAUAAAGAGCCACAAAUUUGUGGUGGAUUAUUUUCUGUUUUUAUACAAAAAAAAAAAAAA